AUGUCAGAAGAGCAACAACAACAACAAUCCACCAAACCCGUAAAGGGGAUUGAGCCGCGUCCCGAGGAUGUCUUGUGCGGUAAAGAUAAGCACUGCGUGCAUGCUCCAGGAUCGAUCAGAUUUAGAAGUAUCAUUGAGUCUUACCGAGAGCGAUACGCCAGCUCUUUGACCAAGUUUGACAAGAUGACAAUCACCAAGGAGAUCUAUGAAACACUGCGUCAAACGUCGAGGUUUCUGAAGUUCAAUCCAAAGGAAAAGGUGUGGGAAGAGAUUAGUCCCAUGGCCGCGAGGGAUAAGUGUGGCCAUGCUUUGCGAUUCGCCAAUCGCCUCAAGAGCAAGAAAAAACAUUCCGCGGCUCAAGAACGGGCCACUGCCACCUUGGCUGCUGCUCCCGGAGUGGUUACCCCAAGCAUGUCGUCAUCUCCCACCUCCACAAGUCUGGCGGCAGUGAAACCAAGCAGCGCUACAACGGGAGCUUCUGCCGCCGCUGCUAAACUACCACCUUUGGUGGGUCAGGCUGCUGCUGCACCCGUGGCUCAGGCUGUCUUUGGGGCUCCGCAAGGCGGACAGCAGGCGUUGCAAAUUCCGGCAUCCCUGUUACAGCAGCAUCAACCAUCUGCACAACAUUCCGUUACCAAUACCCAGCAUCAGCUCAUCUGGGGCGAGUUGUUGAAGAGAUAUGACACAAUGUGGAAUUCGACUCAGAUUCCAACGCUGGCGGGGCUCCAACAACACCUUGUGCCUUCGCCAGUGUCAGCGGCUGCUGCCAACCUCAUUCGGGCGGCCGCCGCGGCUCACCCCAUUGCCCCUGCUCCGGCACAACAAUUGCCACCCCUGAUGGUUGCAGCGGUUCCUCAGUCAGCUCCGGCUCCGGGUAGUGCUGCCCCGGCCAAUGUCGAAGGCGUUGCGGGAAGCAGUAGCAUCUUGAGUGGUUUUGGGUUGGGUCCUGCUGCAGCACCCGCUGCUGGAUCCCCCACUCCUGCGACGGGUGUCGUCAACCAGACGCGGAAGCCAACACUUGACGAUCUUUGCUCGAUUCUCUUGGCAGCGAAACAGCAAAAUGCGGGCGGCAACUGA
Molecule: messenger RNA, 1077 nt
Organism: Seminavis robusta
Lineage: Eukaryota; Bacillariophyta; Bacillariophyceae; Naviculales; Naviculaceae
Source: the annotation of a GenBank genome assembly